CUUCUGUGACCGCUGUGAGGAGUGGUUCCUGGGUGUUUCUGAGGCUCGAGGGCAGCCCUUGGAGAAGAACAGGGAUCCAGCACAAGGGGACUGCAGAAGCCACCGAUGACCAGGAGCCUGGGCGCAGACCCAGAGGUGCUGACGACAUAGAACGCAGGAGCAGCGGGCCAGGCACGCAGAGUGCCUGUGCCAAGCAGGGGAGCCAGGGCGGAAGUGAGGAGACUUCAAGCUGCAGCGGUGAGAAGCCCACAAGGACGGCCCUGCCUGCCUUGAGUCACCACGUCCAAAUCCGCUCCUUGGGUUGGUCAUCAGUGAGAAACAGAAACACCUUCCAGAGCCUGUGGAGCUGGACAGAAUACAUGAGAAGGCCCCCCUGGACACGCCAGGCCGUCACCGCCUCCCUGCAGCCCCAUGGUCCAAGAGGAAGCCCCCGAAAAGCCAGCCCUCUUCUGCAGCUGUGGGGACCCCAGCAGCUCUGCUGCCUCUCUCUGAGGCCCCUGUUUGGAAAACACUCUCCCCAGGGGCCACCUACAGCAUCACCACUCCUGCCACAGCAGUGCCAGCUCCUGAGGCAGCUUCACCUGUCCCUUCGAGGCCUACGAACCCAGCCUCGCCACUGCGGUUCCUCCUGCAGACUCUUCAAGGGGAGCUCCUCCCCGGCGCCUCCUCCCCAUGACCUUGCUGGCCCGACCCCACCUCCCCAGCAGGACGGCAAAGCCAAGGGCCAGGCUGGGCUGUCAGGAGCACUUGUCCUCGAUCCCAUUGUCCAGCAGUUUGGCCACUUCAUAAGCAGUGACGCUCAGGAGGAGGAGAAAGAUGACAGGCCCUAUGACCCAGAGGAGGGGUACGAUGUGGAGCGAGCCUCUGACACCCCAAAGUGGCGGGGUGUGAAAACCAUGCCUGGUGCUGCAGAGCAGGCUGAGGUGGCCUAUGACCCGGAAGACGAGACCUUUCUGGAGGUGGCCAGGGAGACCGUCGCUGACCUGCCCAACGUAAUGUGCACAGACCUGGGCAGCAGCUCCCAAGAGAGGCCUGGGGACCACAGGGAACGUGGGCCUCCUCCCGCUCAGCAAGGGCACCAGGAAAUUGGGGAGGAGCUGAAGUCUCUGCUGGCUAGAAGACAGCGCUUCCCCAGUCAAGGACCCCAGGACUACUCACACUUGGGAUGCAAUAGAGACCCCAGCAGAAAGCAGCAAGCCUGAGACUCUCGCCAGGGCCCUGGCAGGCAGCACACAGGGUGCUUCCCUCGCACACAGCCGGCUAGGUGCCUUGGCAGCCCAGGGACCGGGGCAUCUGGUGCCCGAGCUGCAGGGAGCAGGCUGCACUCAUGACCAUGCAGCAGUCACAGUCAACUCCAGCGGCCCCCAGGGAGCACCCGUGGCUCAGCAGCUGGAGGCAGCAUGGCUGACCUGAGCAGACAGCACCACCGUCCCGAUUUUUCAGUGCCUCCGAGCACCCGCACUCAGCCCAGGCUGCAUCUCCAGAACAACACUCAAAAGGGGUCUGCCAUUCAGCCCCAGUCUCCUUCCUUCCUUCCUUCCUUCCUUCCUUCCUUCCUUCCUUCCUUCCUUCCUUCUUUCUGUAUCAGGAAUCAAACUCAGGACCUUUGUUUGCCAGGCAGGUGCUGUGCUGCUGAGCUAUAUCCCUGGCCUCUGUGACCUCUGUCCUGGCACAUUUGGGCCAGAAAAAAUGGUCAGGAGGUCAGGUGAGAGCAUAGCAGGAAGUGGGAUGAGGAGAAAAGCUCGGACAUAGGGGAAGGGAGGGACAGACAGACAAGGAUGGGCUGCAGCUUGGACUGGGUCCUUGACACCGAGAGGAAAGCUAUCUGGCGAGCAGAGUCAGAAUGGGCAGUUGCAAGAUGCAGCCGAGCUCCCUGCCGGACCGAAACACACGGUGCCUGCAGCCAGGUCCCAGGUCUCCAGCACGAGACUUCAGCAGCGCAGUCUGCUCCGCUCCCGAGCUCCCCGAGAGUGCAGCACUGCCAGGCUCCUCCAGUCGGUGUCUCCCACCCUUUCCAAGCCCUCCCCCAGCUGAUGCUGUGUGAGAUCCCACCCACAGAUCCCAGGCCUUUGCAUCGUUCCAGCAAAGAGCCGCAGGUGUACAUCAGAUGGCAAGAGGAAAAGCACGUGGUUACUGGAGAUGGCAGGAAGACUCGUGCAGGAGAGUCCGUGCCCGCAGAGAGAAAGGCGAUGUAAAUAGGAAGGUGGUGCUGGGACCCCAGGAAAAUAAAAGCACACAGACCAAUCAGGCUUUUGGAAUUUCAUAAAUGUGUGCCCCAGUCCGGUGCUCUCACUGGCUGGCCGGAGUAACUUCCAGAGUGCUGAGUGACCCCAGCACAUCACGAGCCCCUUGGCCAUCCUGGAGUGCGCUCUGGUUGAAGCACAUUCGUGCCGUCCACCCGCAGGGAACUUUAAUGAGGUCUUUGUGGAGGGGAAGUUACUGAAGUCAGGCUCCAAGCUCUGACACACGUCUCUGGCCUGGAGCUUUGUUAUUAUUUCUGCUUCUCCUAGCAUACUGGAAGGGCAGAUCGAACCGGGGGUGCAGCCCAAAUUCAGGUGAAUGGAGGGAGAGUGGUUUCUGGCCCCAACUGUGCUCCUUGUACUAUCCUGCUGAGAGACAUGGUCCCCAAAAAUCUUUAAGGGGUACAGAAGGAUAAAGGUCCAUCUUCUAUGACUGCUUCCUGCUGAGUAGGGGUGCUGGCCCUACCUGUGGAGACCGAGGCGCACUUGCUCUGUCUGAUCUAAGGGGCUGGAGGCCCUGUCUGCCUUGAAGGAUUUCUUGUCAAGCUGAGGGCACGGAGGUGGGUUCUGGGCUCUGGCCAUCACCAGUAGUGUAACAGCUAUCAAACAAGAACAAACAAGCUUGACCAAAAGGUUAAGUAGGUACAUCUAAACAGUAACCCUACAAGAAGCAUUGAUAAAUGUCCAUCCAGGAAAGUGACCAAGCUCUCCAGUUCCGAGACUGGGCAGAACACCCACACUCAGACACAGUGGUUCCUAGCAGAUCUGGGAAGCGCAGUCUGCUAGCUUCCAGCUGCAUCUCCACUGUUUCAGCCUGGCGGGCACAGGAACCGCACCCCACUUUAAGAGAAAUAACCCCUCUGCUCUGUCGAGGCUGGUCAGCUCAUCAGGCUGUCAGACCCUCGGCCACCAUCAACAUAGCAGACAUGGGCGAUGAGCUUUAAGGCUAUAAGCAAUGGCUGCUCAUUAUCUCCGUUAGAAGCACUUUCUUUUAAUUAUUCAGGAAGACCCCAAGACAGAGAAAAAGAGUGCUGUUAUAACCCAGGACAAGGACUCCAGUGUGGUGAACCAGAGUACCGAGGCUAGCUCUAAGGUUUACUUGGGGGAACAAAACCCACUUACCCGGUUCAGCACAGGGUUGGCGUUUUCUCUCUGGAAGAAGCUUGAAGGUGCACGCUGGUUCUCGGUGUAUGAGGCCUGAGUGCCUCCGCAUCUUUGGGCAUCUCAGCUGGCUUGGAUUUCACUGCUGGCCAGCUGUGCGGUCCUCGUAACCUUUUCCUUUCUGCUGCAGUGCAGUGAGAAACCAGAAGGACCAGACAUCUCAGCAGGCCAGACCGAAAGCUAUGGUUAGUGUAUGGAGACGUCAGCAAACCUUCAGGGUCCCCGUGAAACCUGCCCAGUCUUCCUUUGCGUUGCUGAAGAUCCAUAGGGGAAAAGGGGCUUGAGAAGGCAUCUGAGUAGUCAGGUGGGGUGGGGUGGAGGAGGCGUACCCCUAAAUGGGCCCCAUGGGCAGGAGGAGCUGUGGGAACCCAAUAGGCUUACCCCUGGGUCCAGCCGCCAGGGGGGACCUUACCGAGCCUCUCCUGCUGGGCCCCAGCCAGGCCUGAGCCGACGGGGAGGAACUCCCUGGGAUGGGGGUCAUAGAAGCCACACACAGCCUGCUCCCCGCCGGUCCCCUCAUGGGACUCUCUGGUCCUGGAAGCUGUCCAGGUCUCCCUGGUGCACUCAGCAGAGCUGUAUGCUCGGGGCCUUGUGAUGGCGCUGGUACUUUGGACCUCUGGACGCCUCCCUAGGACCACAGCCGCCACCUGCAGCAGGGCUGCUCUCCUGGCUGACGCUUUAAACCAAUUAUCAAGCCACCUAAAGUCACAGAAUAUCAGUCUGAAAGAGGAGCCGUGGCGCUUUUCUCAAUAAAACCCAAACCUGGCAAUGUUCUUGUAAAUGUGAGCCUUGCCUAAGAAACAGGCACUUUAACAGCUGAUAAUCUGCUACCUGCCAGUAGGU
This is a messenger RNA of Cavia porcellus (domestic guinea pig), 4244 nucleotides long. Its product is annotated as death-inducer obliterator 1-like. The transcript is spliced from 2 exons. The coding region runs from base 360 to 1202 and encodes 280 amino acids. The record is from RefSeq and is a predicted model, not a curated record. NCBI's taxonomy places the organism in Eukaryota, Metazoa, Chordata, Mammalia, Rodentia, Caviidae.